This is a messenger RNA of Condylura cristata (star-nosed mole), 1206 nucleotides long. It is a transcript of the gene AADACL2, whose product is annotated as arylacetamide deacetylase-like 2. Gene Ontology annotation, molecular function: carboxylic ester hydrolase activity. Gene Ontology annotation, cellular component: membrane. The record is from RefSeq and is a predicted model, not a curated record. Lineage: Eukaryota; Metazoa; Chordata; Mammalia; Eulipotyphla; Talpidae. The transcript is spliced from 5 exons. Bases 1 to 1206 code for a protein of 401 amino acids.
AUGGGGCCCAAAACACUCUGUCUAGGGCUGUUUUGUGUUCUCCUUGCCUCUCAUAAUUAUAUAACCUUACCUGGCAACAUUGAAGAACUCUGGAAAGUGAUAGCCUUGGAUGUGGUUGCUAAAACGUGUACAUUUGUGGCUAUGUGUUUUGAAAAUAUAGGCAUUAUGAGAUAUGAAGAGUUUAUUUCCAUUAUAUUCAGAUUGGAUUACACCCAGCCACUUUCAGAUGAGAAUAUCACAGUGACUGAUACAGCAUUUGUUGACAUUCCAGUACGUCUGUAUUUACCGAAGAGAAAAUCAGAGGCUGUCAGACGAGCUGUAAUCUACAUUCACGGGGGAGCUUACUGUUUUGGAAGUUUCAAACAGCGGUCUUUUGACUUCCUGAAUAGAUGGACGGCAAACAAACUUGAUGCUGUUGUUGUGGCCCUAGACUACAGACUAGCUCCUCAGCACCUCUUUCCUACUCAGUUUGAAGAUAGCAUCGCAGUAGUGAAGUUUUUUCUUCAGGAUGAAAUUCUUACAAAAUAUGGAGUGGAUCCUGCCAGAAUCUGUAUUUCAGGAGACAGCGCUGGCGCCACAUUAGCAGCAGCAGUGACCCAACAGGUGCAAAAUGAUCUUAAAAUAAAGCAUAAGAUCAAGAUACAGACUUUACUGUACCCAUCCUUACAAGUAAUUGAUUCUUAUUUGCCAGCGCACAGAGAAAAUGAACAUGGUAUAGUUCUGACAAGGGAAAUAGCCAUAAAGCUCCUGAGCUUAUCUCUAACCAAGCAUGAAGGAUUUCCCCAGGCAAUGAAAAGAAACCAACAUAUGCCUCUGGAAUCAAGACAUCUAUUCAAAUUUGUUAACUGGAGUACUCUCUUACCUGAGAAGUAUAGAAAGGACCAUGUUUAUACUGAACCAAUUCUUGGGAGAUUUAGUUUGCCAGUGCCAGCACUUAUGGAUAUCAGAGCAUCACCCUUAUUAGCCAGUGAUUCUCAACUACAGAAUCUGCCUUCAACUUACAUUCUCACCUGUCAAUAUGACCUCCUCAGAGAUGAUGGACUCAUGUAUGUUACAAGACUUAAAGGUGUUGGAGUUCAAGUUGCUCAUGACCAUAUUGAAGAUGGUAUCCAUGGGGCUUUAUCAUUUAUGACAACACCAUUGUACUUAAACCUAGGUCUCAGGAUAAGAGAUAUGUACAUUAGUUGGCUGGAUAAAAAUUUAUAA